Molecule: messenger RNA, 2188 nt
Organism: Cajanus cajan (pigeon pea)
Lineage: Eukaryota; Viridiplantae; Streptophyta; Magnoliopsida; Fabales; Fabaceae
Source: RefSeq, a predicted model, not a curated record
AUUGUUAAUGUAGGUUAUGAAGAUGCGAUGGCAUGAGCGUAAAGGGAAAGGUUUGGCGAGUGGAUAUAAUUAAUUUCCAACGAGAUAACACAUGAAGGAGCACUGGGUAACCUAAAUUAAAGUGUUGAGGUUGGAACAACCAAGAUUGCCACGUGUCGCGAAAUAAGGAUUAGGGAGCAGUGAGGGUGGAAGCAGUGGAUCGGCUCCAAUAAAUUAUGGGUGGGUUUGUGCAGGCAAUGGCAAUGGCAUUACUAAAAUAAGAUUUAAUCAUAAAAAGGCUGGAUCCGAUUCACGCCAAGCCAUUCCGGUCCCGGAGUUACUUUUUCACGGUGCUGCUGCUGCUGCCGCUGCCGCUGCCGGAGACUCUGCGCCGGAGUAUUACUUUCCCCUAACCACUGCGUUUCAUGCUUCGCUUCUUCCUCUUCUUUAUGGAUCUGCCUUCUGCAACUUUCUUCCUUUUUCGCUUCCGUUUUUCAGAGGUACUGUACUUGUGCAUGCUGUGUUGAGACUCGAGAGCUAGUGUUGGUGUAUCUGAAGAAUUGGAAGAGGUGACAUUGUGAUACAUAUGCAAGUUUUGUGACCCUCUGUUUGGGUGGUUGAAGAUUCUUUGUGGUGGGAGGAAGGUUGGUGUGGUUUGGGAAAAUGUCGUUCAAAAGCAUAGUGAGAGAAUUGAAGGAGAUGAGGGAUGGGAUUGGUAGCAUUUCGAGGCGAGGUGUGGAUAGCAGGCGUUGGAAUGGUAGGACAAAGUCACAUGUUGCUCCUGAUAUUACUCUAACUUCGCUUGAGCCUAUUGAGCAGGGGAAGUGGGCGAAUUUGCCGCCGGAAUUGCUUCUCGACAUAAUUAGUAGGGUGGAAGAGAGUGAGACUACCUGGCCUGCGCGUGCUGUUGUUGUUUACUGCGGUUCGGUUUGUAAAUCGUGGAGGGCCGUUACGAAAGAGAUUGUAACGACUCCUGAACAAUGUGGAAGGCUCACAUUUCCAAUUUCGUUGAAGCAGCCUGGUCCCCGUGAUUCUCCAAUACAGUGCUUUAUUAGGAGGAACAGAGAAACUUCUACAUAUAUAUUGUACAUUGGCCUGGUUCCGUCGGAGAAUGAGAACGAUAAAUUGUUAUUAGCUGCCAAAAAGAUUAGAAGGGCAACAGGCACAGACUUCAUCAUAUCUUUGGUUGCAAAUGAUUUUUCUCGGUCCAGCAACACAUGUGUUGGAAAACUCAGGUCUAAUUUUUUGGGUACCAAGUUCACUAUUUAUGACAAUCAAGCCCCAAACGGAGCUGGAAUUCAAACAGAUAGUCGGUCUAGUAGGAGAUUUCAUUCUAAGCAGAUAUCUUCAAGAGUUCCAGCUUGUAACCAUGUUGUUAGCACCAUUGCCUAUGAGUUGAAUGUUCUUCGUGCGAGAGGACCAAGGAGAAUGCACUGCACCAUGAACUCCAUACCCGUCUCAGCUAUUCAGGAAGGAGGCAAUGCUCCAACUCCAACAUCUUUCCCUCAAAUCAUUGAUGAGCCUUUUUCUCCCUCGCCAACACUGAAAGGAAAAAGUCCAAUCGGAGAUUUAAACAUCGCAAGCCUCCCAGAGCUACCAGUACAGAGCCAAGGCUCAGCCGAGCCUCUGGUACUUAAAAACAAGGCUCCUAGAUGGCACGAGCAACUGCAAUGCUGGUGCCUAAACUUCAAGGGUCGUGUUACAGUGGCUUCUGUUAAAAACUUUCAACUUGUGGCUGCUGUUGAUCCAUCUCACAAUGUUUCUGCUGCAGAGCAAGAAAAGGUAAUCUUGCAGUUUGGAAAGAUUGGAAAAGACAUUUUUACCAUGGAUUACCGUUAUCCACUCUCUGCCUUCCAAGCCUUUACCAUAUGCUUGAGCAGCUUUGAUACCAAACCAGCCUGUGAAUGAAUUCAAUGGCAAUUGAUCAUCUGCUGAAGCAGCUUUGAUACUAAACCAGCCUGUGCACGAGACCAAUGGCACUGGAUGGAUCAUCUGCUGGUUCAUGUCAUAUAUAUAAAUGCUAAGCACAGUUCAUCAGGCAUGGUGGACAUGCAACUGACAUAUUAGUUAUGCAGUCACUAGUAUUUUCCCUUGUGAUGUUAGAUGUUGAGUCUGGGAUUUAACAUUAUGCUGUUUCAUAGCUCUGCAACUAAAAGUAAAUUUAGUGAAUCUUCAAUUUUAUGCAUAUAAAGUCGCAUGGUAUUUCUCA